AUGUUGGCAGCUGGCCGGCAGGAACCAACCACACCCUCUGGGUAUGGACUGAAGUAUAAGACCAUGAUAGUGACUCACACGUUCGUUACCAUCCACCUCCAGAGAGACAUGGUCACUAACCUGUUGUCUCGUCCUGCAGAGGUCCCUGCCUUAAACGCCAACACUGCUCACUGCAGUUCUCUUUCCAAUAAAGUAAAGCCUCGAUUACGUCGCUCUACUCUGAUGCCAGACAUCACACACCUAGAGCUGCUGGUGGUUGUGGGGCCCGACGUCCAGCAGGUCCACAAACAGGACACAGAACGAUAUAUUCUCACCAACCUAAAUAUUGCGUCUGAGCUGCUCAGAGACAUGACUCUGGGUGCCAACAUGAGGGUACACCUGGUCCGCAUGAUCAUCCUGUCACAGCCCGAGCCAGAGAUCCAAAUGUCCACCAACAUCACUUCCUCUCUGAGGAGUGUGUGUGACUGGGGCAGAAGGAUCAACCCCUCCAAUGACUCAGACCCACUACAUGCAGACCUCCUGUUAUAUGUAACAAGGUACGAUCUGGAGCUGCCAGACGGGAACAAACAGGUCAGAGGGGUGACACAGCUUGGAGGGGUCUGCUCCAGGGAAUGGCCCUGCGUGAUCACAGAGGACACAGGCUUCGACCUGGGCAUCACCAUCGCUCAUGAAGUUGGACAUAGUUUUGGAAUCAACCACGACGGGGUAGGGAACAGCUGCAGCCGGAGCGGCUUCAUAAUGGCCACAGACGGAGGCUAUAACAGUGUGGAUUUGACCUGGUCCCCCUGCAGCAGACAGCAGCUUCUCACCUUCUUCAGUGAAGGUAGGGCUGAAUGCGUCAAAGAUUUCCCUGCACUCGGAGGCUCCCUACAGGACUGGAAGCCAGGGUUGUAUUAUGGAGUUGAUGACCAAUGUCGUAUAGCUUUUGGCAGCACUGCAAGAGCCUGCUCCUUCUCCAAUCCUGACCUGCCAGCUUGCCGUGUUCUGUCCUGUCACGUUAAACCUGAAGAUGUCGGCUCCUGUAAACGCCUCCUGGUUCCUUUGCUGGAUGGGACAGAGUGUGCACCCAAUCAGUGGUGUUUGAAGGGACGCUGUGUGUCCACAGAUGACUUUGGUUCCUCUGUGGUGGUCAAUGGCUCCUGGUCCAGCUGGUCUGAGUUUUCGUCCUGCUCCAGGACAUGUGGCGGAGGAGUCAUGCUCCGUACCAGGGAAUGCAACAACCCAAGACCUGCUUUUGGAGGGAUUGAUUGUGAGGGUCCAGAUAUUGAGGUUGAACUUUGUCACCAACAGCCUUGUGAGGGGACCCAGCUGGAGUUCAUGGCAGAGCAGUGUUCUCAAACAGACCUCCGACCUCUGUACUUGCUACCCAACACUGCUUCCUUCUACAAAUGGAUCCCAGCUAUUGGAUUUGUUAAAGGCGAUGAGCAGUGCAGGUACAUGUGCCAGUCAGAUGCAGAGGACUUCAUAGUGAGCCGUGGGUCUCAUUUUGUGGAUGGUACUCGCUGUGAGUCAGAUAGCUCAACUCCAUACGGCGCAACAGCUGCUUGUCUCAGAGGCAGAUGCCAGCUGUUCGGCUGUGAUGGAGUGCUACACUCUGGGAAAGCGUGGGAUGUUUGCGGAGUGUGUGGUGGAAAUGGGUCGACCUGCAUUUUGACAUCUGACUCCUACAGCGGCGGUCGCGCCAAAGAGUACACCACUUUUCUCACUCUGCCAGUUAAUGCCUCCCAGGUCUAUAUUGUCAACAGUGGACCUGUUUUUACUCAUUUAGCUGUAAUGGUUGGGGGUGAGUACAUUGUGUCUGGGACUGGUGCCAUGUCUUUGAAUAUCACCCACCCCUCACCGCUAGAUGAAGACUACAUUCAGUACCGCCUUCACCUCACUCCAGACCAUUUACCCGAGACAGAAGAAGUGGUUCUACCUGGACCUCUUAAACAGGAGAUAACCAUACAGGUCUAUCGUAAAUAUGGACCAGAAUAUGGUGAAAAAACGAAUCCAAACAUCAGCUUUCAGUUCUAUGUGCCAAGAAACAAGAGCUUGGCUGACAGCUUACCGAGAGGAAAAUGGACUGCUUUCACAACACCUUGCUCUGUCACUUGUGGAUUGGGUAUAGAAAAGCAUGAGCAUGUCUGUGUAGAUGAACACACCAACAACCUUUUGAAGCCACACCACUGUAAAGCUCCUCCUCCGCCUACAGCGCUGCACACAACCUGUCAGCUCCCAUCCUGCCCCCCCAGGUGGGAUGCAGCAGGUUUUGGGGCUUGCAGCGUCUCCUGUGGGGGGGGAGUUCGGGUGCGUCGUGUGCAAUGUGUUCAAAAACAUGGAUCCGAUGUGGUAAAGGUUCCAGAUUCAGAGUGUCCCUCAGAUAAAACUCCCCACUCUGUGGAAAAAUGUAACCUUCACCACUGCCCUGCCAGAUGGUCUGUGUCAGAACCAGGAAACUGUUCAGCAGUGUGUGGACCAGGAGAAGCAAAACGCAACGUGUCAUGUAUCCGACGAGAAGACGGAUUGGAUGUCAUAGUGGAUCAUAAAUAUUGCUUAAAUCAGAUCGCACCUCCAGAAUCAGUGCCCUGUGUGGUAAACGUCUGCCCCAUUGGGUGGGAAUCUAAGCGAGAGGAUCAGCCUAGUUUGAAGUCUAGCUUGAUGCCACGUUCCAGACAGGCUGCUGUGUACGUCUGGAGUCCUGUUGUCAGCCAGUGUUCCAGGACCUGUGGGAAUGGAACCCUACAGGUGUGGUUUUCUUGUGUGGAUCACGAGACGGGACAGGGGGUUCCUGACUUCCACUGUGACGCUUCCAGCAAACCUGAUCCUUACUUUGAGAUGUGUGCUGUUUAUCCCUGCCCUCCGAUGUGGCGCUCUAAGCAAGGAGUGUGCAGUGUAACGUGUGGAGGAGGGGUAGCCAAGAGAGUUCUGUAUUGUGCUCGAGAGGCAGAUGGGGAGGAGGAGGUGUUGGAGGAUUACAGCUGCAGUGGCUUUCCCAAACCAACAGCCGUGAUUCCAUGUAAUACUCACAGCUGCCCUGCAAGGUGGAAGGUAUUCAAGACAUGGCCCUGCUCUGUAUCCUGUGACCUGGGUGUAGCUGAGAGGAAUGUGUCUUGUGUCCAAUUUAUCCAUGGUAAAGAGAGCGUGGUGCCAGAUGAUAGCUGCAGGGCAGCCGUCAAACCUGCCAUCACGGUGCCUUGCCUAGUGCAAGUGUGCACCUUCAAGUGGGAGGUGAAGCCAUGGAGCCAGUGCUCAGCACCCUGUGGAUAUGGUAUCCAGUCCAGAGCCGUCUUCUGCAUGGGCCCCUCGAAGCCCGAGCCCCUCAGCCCCCUGUUUUGCAUGCACAUGCCCAAACCCAUCACCAUACAGGGCUGCUACAAAGGCAGCUGUGGAGCUGUAGCCUUGAACAAAACCUCCCCAAUUAUGAGAACAAACCUCACAGAAAAGCGUCUCCCAUCUCCCGUUCCGGUACAUGAGGAUGCCCAGAACGGCGUCAGCGUUGUUCCUCCGAUUCCAACAGAGGCCGUAACCAUCCCACAUACUACCACAGCCAUUCCGACGACAAAGUCUGGUCCAUGUGGACAGCUACUCCUGGAGGAAUCGGGCAUUGUGGAUUUAAAGGAUGCGCCGAGCAGAUGCACGGUGUCGAUAGGUCGACCCCUUGACGAGGUCAUCAGUAUUAAAGUCAUAUCCAGUUCUUUGGAUUGCAGACAAAGGGACUAUGUAGCGUUUUUUGAUCGCCUGGCCUUUGUGAGGAAGUGCGUUCAAGCAGCAGGCAGUGAACUGACCAGCAGAACCAAUGUCCUGUUUGUUCGCCAAAAUCUGCUCACCCGUGGAAAUGGGGUUGUGUUUACCUAUAGAUCGGAGAGGAGUAUGAAAAGGAGCCAUCGUCAGGAUUGCGACAUUCAGCUUUUUUCCCCCAGCGGCAUUUUUGAGAAUCCAGUUACGUCGAACGCCAGCCACACCUGCCGAGUGCUCAUCAACGCCCCUCCUUCAGUGAAGAUCAGGAUCCAGGCGCUGCACAUAGGAUUAGUAUUCAACACCACCAACUCCCAGUCUACAUACAUUAUGAUCCGGGACAUGGACGUCCUAAAGACCACUGUGUUUAACGGCCAGCAGCUGUUCCUGUGGCGCUCCUCUGGAAAUAUGGCGGAGGUUGAAUUUCAUGGUGAUUACCUGUAUUCCAAAGGGACCUUCAGAGCUGAAUAUUCCUUUGUGCGUCUUUGAUUGAAGAUAUAAACUCUUAAGAAUAGAUUAAAUAUUAUAUGUGUAACAUUUCUUAAGUUUACAGUUCUCAAAAUAAUCAUUUAUUGUAUUCAG
Messenger RNA from Cyprinodon variegatus (sheepshead minnow), 4299 nucleotides. It is a transcript of the gene adamts13, whose product is annotated as ADAM metallopeptidase with thrombospondin type 1 motif 13. The coding region runs from base 1 to 4206 and encodes 1401 amino acids. Gene Ontology annotation, molecular function: metalloendopeptidase activity. Gene Ontology annotation, biological process: extracellular matrix organization; proteolysis. The transcript has 28 exons. The record is from RefSeq and is a predicted model, not a curated record. NCBI's taxonomy places the organism in Eukaryota, Metazoa, Chordata, Actinopteri, Cyprinodontiformes, Cyprinodontidae. Gene Ontology annotation, cellular component: extracellular matrix.